This is a messenger RNA of Rhizoctonia solani, 4350 nucleotides long. Its product is annotated as peptidase C14. Lineage: Eukaryota; Fungi; Basidiomycota; Agaricomycetes; Cantharellales; Ceratobasidiaceae. The transcript is spliced from 6 exons. Gene Ontology annotation, molecular function: protein binding. Bases 1 to 4350 code for a protein of 1449 amino acids. The record is from RefSeq and is a predicted model, not a curated record.
AUGAGUGACUUGCUCGAACACAUCAGCCGAAAGGCGCGUAAGAUCAAAGGAAAGCUUACAUCCAGCGCUUCCAUCUCAUCCAAUCUUUCUGCUACUACCUCAAUGAAUCAAGCGCUGCGGUCCUUGCAUGAUAGUGCCGGGCUAUUCCCACCUUUGCAAGCUGCAAUCGCAAGUCCAUUAACCUGCGUCGAGCGCACAGAGCUCGGCUCAAAGCAUCGUAAGGAGUUCAAGGACCUGGCUAGAAAGCUGACCUCGCUGAGUAAACUGCUCGACCGGCACAUCAAAACGUCUCAUUCGACCCACGUGUCCGAGUUCCUGGAGAGACUAGCCGCCUCUGUCAAAGAGCAAGUCACAAACAUAAGUAGCAGACAGGAUACUGUAAGAGCGGGUCACCUUAGGCAGGCCAUGCAAGAUGAAGACGAGAUACUGGAUGGAUACAGAAGAAUAGCCGAAAUUCUUGAGGAGCUACAGACCGAAGCAAGCCUGAAGAUGUGGAAUAUAGCAGAGCAACAGCUGGCGAACUCUCACCUCAAAUCCUUGUCUCCCGUCCACCUCGCCGCCUACAACUCGUCUCUGUCGGAAGACGCCAACCGCCGAUCAUGCACCGAGGGAACCCGGGUAAACAUCCUGGCCGAGCUCAACCAAUGGUCGGUCGAUCCGACUAAGCCAAACGUGUUCUGGAUGAACGGCAUGGCCGGCACUGGCAAGACCACGAUCGCAUAUACCUUUGCUAAGUCUCUACGGGAACGCGGGGCGCUUGGUGCGAGCUUCUUCUGCACGCGCACAUCGAACGAAUGCCAAGACGUCCGACAAAUCAUACCUACUGUUGCCUAUCAGCUUGCACGACACUGGCCCUCGUUUCGAUCAGCCCUGUUGGGCGUUUUGGAGCAAGAGUCUGAGAUUCAGUCGCAAGCCAUCACCAGUCAGUGCGAGCGCCUGAUCAAAGAUCCGCUAUCAAAGGUCAAGGACGGGAUGACAAAAGGGCUAGUAGUGGUGAUCGAUGCGCUUGAUGAGUGCAGUAAUCCAAAAGGCGUAGGGACGAUUCUUGAUGCCUUGUUCAGGACUGCUCCCGGCCUUCCUGUCAAGUUCUUCGUCACUAGUCGGCCCGAAGCUGAUAUCCGCCACAGAGUAGAAGCCCAGCCUGGCCAGAAUCGGUUGACGUGCGUGCUGCAUGACAUAGAAGAGUCGCUGGUGCAAGCCGACAUCACACUGUACCUUCGUGCCGAGCUUGCCAGCAGCGACGUCUCGGAGUCCAAUGUGGCCCAACUUGCGAGUCUAUCAGGUAAACUGUUUAUAUAUGCGGCCACAGCAGUUCGGUACAUUCGACAGGCGGGAACCAUGGUCGACCAGGAUCGCCUCGAGGCCAUUCUUAGCUCGGCCUCCGAUUCGGACUAUCGACACUCGGAGAUCAACCAACUAUAUACGACGAUUCUCGAUACAGCAGUGUACCAAUGGAACCGAGAGCCACGAGAGCAGGAGUGGAUGCAACUGAUAAUCUGGACGGCCGUCUGCACGCGCGAGCCCGUCACCAUCGAUACACUCGCGGCCCUCGCCGGCAUCAAACAAGCAAAGGCGACCAUACUGCUCCAGUCGCUAUACUCGGUGCUGCACGUAUCGCAGGUCACCAACAUGGUCUCUACCCUCCAUGCGUCCUUCCCCGACUACAUCUUUGACGAAGCGCGGUCCAAAAGGUUCUACUGCGACGAAACAAAGCAUAGCCAGCUGCUGUCCAAGCACUGCUUCGACAUCAUGUGCGACCAGCUGCGGUUCAACAUCUGCGGUCUAAAGACAUCGUUCAUAGCCGAUAGCGAAGUGAAGGACCUGAAGGCUCGAAUCGAUAGGUCGAUCUCGCCAACGCUGUCGUAUGCUGCGCACCACUGGGGACAUCAUGUAUCGAAAAGCACGCACUGCGAGGAGAUGCAGACAAAGCUGGAAGACUUCUUAUCGAAUCAGCUACUGUUCUGGAUGGAGGUGCUGACUCUAAAAGGGACACUGUAUAUGGGCAUAGCUAUGGUGUCACUGGUUAAGCCAUGGAUGGCGGCCAAAGAAUCGCCAUCAAACCUGGCAAAGAUACUCGACGACUCAUGGAUCUUUGUGUCUACGUUUGCUGCGGGAUCGGGCUCGCAGUCGACACCGCAUAUAUACAUCUCAGCACUCGCAUUUUGCCAUCCGUCCAGUUGGGUCUCGCAGCAAUACAAAGGUCGUACCCGGCAAUUGCUAUCACUGGCAGGCUCGGCAGUAGAGGGGAGUCCAACGGCGCUUCUUGCAACUUGGGCGAUGCAGUCAACACCCUAUUGCGUAGCAUUCUCAUCUGGUGGGAGUCGAUUGGCAAUUGGAUUUGAUGAUGGCGCGGUCUGCGUAGUUCAUGCUCACAACGGAGCAGUUGCACUUGGGCCCCUCAAGGGGCACACGGCGAAGGUGACCUCUGUAGCACUCUCACCCGACGGAUUGAUGCUCGCCUCUGGGUCCAACAACGGCACCAUCCUUGUCCGGGACGCGCAGACGGGCAACCGCAUAUAUGACGUCAUCGAGGCACACGAAGGCAAGGUGACGUCAGUGUGCUUCUCACCGGAUGGCAAGUACAUCCUCUCAGGGUCCUGGGACCGGACAACGCGGAUGUGGGACAGCGGCAACGGCAGUCUCAUACCCAACUCCAUCAAACAACAUCCUCACGGAGUCCUCUGCACGGCAUUCUCUCCUGAUGGCAAGCAUAUCGCAUGUGGCUUGGCAAGCAAGGAGUGUCCCAUUGUUGUUUACGACGCGUCCACCAGCGAGUCUCUCCCCUUUCCAUUCAAUGCUAAUCAAUCCUUGGUCUAUUCAAUCGCCUUUUUGCCCAACGGAAACAACCUUGUCACUGGCCAUGAAUCCGGUGAUCUGCGCGUCUGGAGUCUACACAACGGCACCGUCACACACUCCCCACCCAAAGUACACAACAACGCAAUCACAUCCAUUGGGGUUUCGCCACUCGGAGACAAACUCGUCACUGGCUCUAAUGAUAGGUGCGUGUAUAUAUGGGAUGUAGAGAACGGCUACUCCAACCCUUGCCUACUUGGCACACACGACUAUUGGGUUUUCUGCGUGGCGUUCUCACCCGACGGCACACGAGUCGCAUCAUGCUCAUGGGAUAGCACCGUCAAGAUGUGGAAUCCACUCCACUCGACAUCCUCUCACACGCCAAAAUGGAAGGCGCCAACCAAGGCUGUCUACUCGGUUGCAAUCUCACCCGAUGGGUCACGCAUCGCCGCGGCAGGUGGAGACAAAUCAAUCUAUAUGUUCAACGCACGCGAUGGCACUGCCACCGUUGAGCCACUUGUGGCACACACCAAUUCGAUCAGCUCGGUGGCAUUCUCGCCCAAUGGCAGGUACCUUGCAUCCUGUGUCGAUGGCCAUGCCAUCUGUCUGUGGGAUGGCACGAGCGGCAAGCUGCUAUCCGGUCCACUUCAAGGGCAUCAACACUGGGUCCUGUCGAUUUCAUUCUCACCCAAUGGCAAGCGCAUUGUCUCUGCCUCGCAUGACAAGACUAUACGAAUGUGGGAUGUGGGAGAUGGGACUCUGACAGCUAUUGACCUGGUUGGGACACACAAGGACACGGUCCGUUGUGCGACAUUUUCUCCUGACAACGCGCACAUUGUUUCUGGCUGCGCAGAUGGGAAGAUCCGUAUGUGGGACUCGCAUUCGCUGUCACUCGUGUUUGAUCCAUUCGGGUCACAGUGGCAUAAGGGCAGUAUCAACUCGGUCACGUUCUCGCCUGAUGGCCAACUUAUUGCUUCUGGGUCCGAUGAUGGCACUAUCUGCGUGUUUGACUCCCGUAGUGGCGAUCUGGUGUUAGGUCCUCUCAAGGGACAUGAGAGAUGGGUUCAGUCAGUUGUGUUCUCACCCGACGGCAGUCACAUUGUAUCUGGCUCGGCUGAUGGAAGCGUUUGGAUGUGGGUGGCGAAAGAUGGGGCGCCUGCAUGCGAGCCACUUCGAGGCCAUCAAGAUGAGGUUGGCUCAGUGGCAUGCUCACCCGACGGUAGAUAUAUUGUCUCAGGCUCAUGGGACUCGACGAUCCGAGUAUGGAAGGCACCAGGAGGGGGCGUUGUAUCUGACCUAUCACAUUCUGCUCCUUCCGCUUCGGAUGAGAGGCAAACACAUCGCGCGAUUGCUGGCGGGCUGACAGUGUUGCAGGACGGAUGGAUACGAAACCACGACUCACAGCUGGUGUUCUGGGCUCCCUCCGAUAUACGCAGGCUCUUCCCCGUAAUCGAGACCCUUUAUACCAUUGGACCUGAAGGAAUACUGCACACGGACUAUACCCAACCUCUGCUGCUUGGCGAGGAGUGGCAUGGGUGUUAUGUGGGCUCGGGAUGA